This is a messenger RNA of Scomber scombrus (Atlantic mackerel), 791 nucleotides long. It is a transcript of the gene fibinb, whose product is annotated as fin bud initiation factor b. The record is from RefSeq and is a predicted model, not a curated record. The transcript has a single exon. The coding region runs from base 91 to 714 and encodes 207 amino acids. NCBI's taxonomy places the organism in Eukaryota, Metazoa, Chordata, Actinopteri, Scombriformes, Scombridae.
AUAUCUGUCAGACUGAUACUUUGUUUUUGGCUGAAAUAACGUUUUAUAUAUAUAUUUGUUUUAAAAAGUGUGCGUGCGUGUGUGUGCAUCAUGGCUUUUCUUCACUUGCUGCUGUGCGCCUGGAUGUUAUCAGUGCCGACGCGUGGAGCCUUUUUCAACGGACCUUUACAUCCAGAGAUGUCUAAUGGCAGUUUUCAUCAUUAUUUCGUGCCGGACGGCGACUACGAGGAAAACGACGAUCCGGAGAAAUGUCAAAUGCUUUUUAAGAUGACCGACGAGCGAAAGUGCAGUCUCGACGAGGACCGGGACGCAGUCAUACGGGACGAUUUCACCAUCAUCAAGAGGCAGAUUGAGGACUCUGCAAGGGUGCUGGAGGGGAUCGGGAAAAGCAUCUCGUACGACCUGGACGGAGAGGACAGCUACGGUAAAUACUUGAGGAGGGAGACCGGGCAGAUAAGCGAGGCGUUUACAAACUCCGAGAAAUCUCUGCUGGAGCUGGAGGUGAAAUUCAAGCAGAGCCAGGAAAGCGAGCUGAAGGAGGAGCACCGGCUCAGCGACGACUUUCUGAACAUGGUCGUGCACACCCGAGACGUCCUGAAGGAGACUUUGGACAUUUCUCUGGGACUGAAGGACAAGCAUGAGCUCCUGUCCCUCAUCAUCCGCAGCCACGGCACAAGGCUGAGCAGACUGAAGAAUGAAUACAUGAAGUUUUGAGAGAAAAUAGUCCCUAAAAUGUCUCUUAACAGUCCCUUUUUAUAUGUUUUUUUUGUGUUUAUGGUGUGACUGACCAU